CAGGUAUAGGCUACUUGCCGAAGACUUAUCAGCUGGGAACAGGGCUACUCGUCUGCUGCUCGUCAGGAAAAUGGAUCUAACGCAAGAGUCCAUUAUGUCCAUAUUGGUAGAGGAGGGUGGAAAGGUGAAGAAUUCAGACAUUCUGAGUAAGUUUCAAACGUUACUUAAUUCUACUGAUCCAGUUGAAAAGAAACAAAAUAGGGAUCUAUUUAAGACACUUAUCAACAAUGUCGCAAUCGUGAAGGAGCUGGAGGACGGCAAAUAUGUAGUUCUUAAAAAGAGACAUCAGUAUUUAUUGAAACAAAUUAGUCCUGAAAAUGACGACAGUGACAAUGACCAGCUGAAGGUAGAACAUGAACCGACUUCAAAAGACAAGACAGAUAAAGUCCAAGAGCGCAACUCAUUUUUUCCGGAUGGGUUUGAUCGUGAGGACGCGGAACAUUCUUCUGAUUCAAACACUGAUAGAAAUACUUCCUCAUCUAAUGAACAUUCACCUAUACAGUUGGCACUACACAGGUCCAACGUAGGCCUAGGCCCAGUUGACAUAAAACCAAGAAAAUGUCUCAGCUUUGUCCGAAAACAAGUGAUUAGUUUAAACGAGUCAUCAGGACAAAAGGUUUUUCCUGUCCAGGCUACCGCAAACACCCACAAGCCCUGUGCACUUCCAUUAAGGCUACCAGCUACACAGGCAACAACUGAUCCCCAGAGUCGAAUCACAAAAGACACUAGUAGUCAAGAGGGAGACAACACCCCAAGAAACAAGAGGAGACCUUCUGUGGAGGGUGUGGUGCUCAGUUCUCCGCUGCUGAGGCGCGGCUUUAAGAAUGCCAGACCCUCAGAUGAGCCCAAGCACACUGUGUUGGUACCACUGGAGCGUAAUGAACAUGAGUGGCUGGUUAAAUCAGCCGCGGGACAUUGGGACCUGGUCUACGGCCUCCUGCUUAACGAUGGCCACCUAGCACAGAAGAGGGACUUCAUGUCCGGCUUCACUGCCCUGCACUGGGCCGUCAAGUGUGGCAACAGCAAAAUGGUCACCAAGAUCAUUGAGGUGUCCAGGAAAGUUGGCAGUGGGGCCGAUGUCAAUGCCAAGACCCAUGGUGGAUACACACCGUUGCACAUCGCAGCAAUACAUGAUCAGGAGUACAUCAUGACCCUACUGGUGCGAGAGUAUGGGGCAGACGCACGCAUCAGGGACAACUGUGGCAAGAGGCCGUACCACUACCUGCACAAAGGGGUGUCCGAAGCCGUCAGGGAGCUGCUGGGGAUGCCCAAGGCCAUCCAACAGGCGGCGGCAGUGGUGGCGGCUCCGGGGAAGGAGGAAGCGGAGGGCACACUCCACUCGACACUCACCCGCCUGUUCCAGCCCCACACCAUCGGUCACCUCAUGCUGAGGCCCAGACACAGGGAGGUGUUCUCCUCAGUCACAGAGGAGCCACUGGAGGUGUGAAGCAGGAACCACCUCAGAACCACCACAGAGCCUCUGCUUUCCGUCAUGGAAGUUAUGAAAAGCUCUUUGAGCUUUGACCUGCAUGCCAUGUAUGAAUGCCGCAUUCAAUGUUCAUUAUUGUAAUUAUGAUGACGGCAAUCAUGAAUAUGUUGAUGAUGAUUAUUGUUAAUAGUAGUAGUAGCAGUUGUAGUAGUUGCAGCAGUAUAGUAGUGUAAUAGUAGCAUUAGUUAUUAUUAUUGCAUCUAUGGGGAUGUCGUGGCCUACUGGUUAGGGCUUCAGGCUUGGAACUGAAGGGUUGCGGGUUCGAUCCCGACCAGUGGGAACGGCUGAAGUGCUCUUGAGCAAGGCACCUAACCCCUCACUGCUCCCCGAGCGCCGAUGUAGCAAGGCAGCUCACUGUUCCGGGUUAGUGUAUGCUUCACCUCACUGU
This is a messenger RNA of Alosa alosa (allis shad), 1877 nucleotides long. RefSeq names its product ankyrin repeat domain-containing protein SOWAHA-like. NCBI's taxonomy places the organism in Eukaryota, Metazoa, Chordata, Actinopteri, Clupeiformes, Clupeidae. The transcript has a single exon. The record is from RefSeq and is a predicted model, not a curated record. Gene Ontology annotation, molecular function: protein binding. Bases 71 to 1447 code for a protein of 458 amino acids.